This is a messenger RNA of Entamoeba histolytica HM-1:IMSS, 570 nucleotides long. RefSeq lists its product as uncharacterized. The transcript has a single exon. The record is from RefSeq and is a predicted model, not a curated record. The coding region runs from base 1 to 570 and encodes 189 amino acids. NCBI's taxonomy places the organism in Eukaryota, Evosea, Mastigamoebida, Endamoebidae.
AUGGAAGAACAAUUACCUGAGUUUUCUGUUAUUCAAUUUCCUGGAUUUGUUAAAAAUCCAAAUGCUCCAUUUGAAGAAAAAGUAAAACCACUGCUUGAUUGUUUUGGAGGAGAAACAGUUAUAAAAAAUUAUUUUCAAGGAACAACACAAAAACUAACGUUUUCAUUUAGGCCAAAUGAUAAAUGUGCAUCAACACUCCCUGUUCAUUCUGAAAAAUGUAAAAACAAGUUAUUAAUUAGAAUUUGUGAUAAAAAAAUUAAUGUUAUUGGUAUUGUUACUAAACAACUUAGUGUAGACUCUUUAGCCCCCUUUCAAGUACUUGAUCGGUGUUCAUUAAAUAUGCUUAUUCCAGCAGAACAAUCUAUUCCAAGUCCACUUGAAAUUAAUACUGUAAGAAUGACAAAAAUUGAACAACCCAAUAGUGUUGAUUUUAGGACAAGUAAAGAAAAAGAACGAAUUAUUAUUGAAACACACCCAUAUUCAUUACCUUUUAGAAAGUCAAAAGUUAAAGGUAAAAAGAAACAAAAUCAGACAACCCCAAAUCAAAUUAAUGAAGAAUUGAAUGAAUAA